GCAAGGCGGGUGUAGGGUGCAGGACGUGUGGGGAGGGAGGGAGGUGCCACACUCGAGCCCUGAGGCCCUGCUGGCCCCUGGGCGCAGGCCCAGCUCCAGCCCCCAGGGAUGGACCUCGUGGAUCCCGACAUCUUUAACAGGGACCCCCGAGAUCAUUAUGACCUGCUGCAGCGGCUGGGUGGCGGCACCUAUGGAGAAGUCUUCAAGGCUAGAGACAAGGUGACGGGGGACCUGGUGGCAGUGAAGAUGGUGAAGAUGGAGCCUGACGACGAUGUUUCCACACUUCAGAAGGAAAUCCUCAUCUUGAAAACUUGCCGGCAUGCCAACAUCGUGGCCUACCAUGGGAGUUAUCUCUGGCUUCAGAAGUUCUGGAUAUGCAUGGAAUUCUGUGGGGCUGGUUCUCUCCAGGACAUCUAUCAAGUGACAGGCCCCCUGUCAGAGCUCCAGAUUAGCUAUGUCUGCCGGGAAGUGCUCCAGGGACUUGCCUAUCUGCACUCACAGAAGAAGAUACACCGGGACAUCAAGGGAGCCAACAUCCUCAUCAAUGAUGCUGGGGAGGUCAGACUGGCUGACUUUGGUAUCUCGGCCCAGAUUGGGGCCACGCUGGCUCGACGCCUCUCUUUCAUUGGGACACCCUACUGGAUGGCUCCAGAAGUGGCGGCCGUGGCCCUGAAGGGGGGAUACAACGAGCUAUGUGACAUCUGGUCCCUGGGCAUCACAGCCAUAGAACUGGCCGAGCUGCAGCCGCCGCUGUUUGAUGUGCACCCCCUCAGAGUUCUCUUCCUCAUGACAAAGAGUGGUUACCAGCCCCCCAGGCUAAAAGAAAAAGGCAAAUGGUCGGCUGCCUUCCACAACUUUGUCAAAGUCACCCUCACUAAGAACCCCAAGAAACGGCCCGGCGCCACCAAGAUGCUCAGUCAUCAGCUGGUGUCCCAGCCCAGGCUAAAUAGAGGCCUGAUCCUAGAUCUUCUUGACAAACUGAGGAAUCCAGGGAAGGGGGCCCCCGUGGUCGAGAUUGAAGAUGAGGAGCCUGAGGUGCCCCCUGCUGUCCCUCGGCGGAUCCGGUCCACCCACCGGGCCAGCUCUCUAGGGAUCCCAGAUGCUGACUGCUGUCGGCGGCACAUGGAGUUCCGGAAACUCAGAGCGAUGGAGUCCAGACCCAUAGCCCACACGGCCCACUUACAGCCCCCUGGAGACUUCAGGAGCAGCAGCCCGAGGAGGCAGCUGUCAGAGUCCGACGAUGACUACGAUGAUGUGGACAUCCCCACCCCUGCAGAGGCCACACCUCCUCCCCUGCCUCCCAAGCCCAAGUUCCGUUCUCCAUCAGACGAGGGGCCCGGGGGCACCGGGGAUGAUGGACAGCUGAGCCCGGGGGUGCUGGUCCGCUGUGCCAGUGGGCCUCCCCCUCGAACCCCUCACCUCGGGCCUCCCCUGGCCACCCGCAGCCCCCACCUAACUGCCCAUUCAGAACCCUCACUCUGGAACCCAACGCCCCCGGAGCCUGAUCAGCCCCCAUUGUUACCACCGAAGAAGGAAAAGAUGAAGAGAAGGGGAUGUGCCCUUCUUGUGAAGUUGUUCAAUGGCUGCCCGCUCCGGAUCCACAGCACAGCUGCCUGGACACACCCUUCCACUAAGGACCAGCACCUGCUCCUGGGGGCAGAGGAAGGCAUUUUCAUCUUGAACCGGAAUGAUCAGGAGGCCACACUGGAGAUGCUCUUUCCCAGCCGGACUACCUGGGUGUACUCCAUCAACAAUGUCCUCAUGUCUCUCUCAGGAAAGACCCCCCACCUGUAUUCGCAUAGCAUCCUGGGCCUGCUGGAACGGAAGGAGACCAGAGCGGGAAGCCCUAUCGCUCACAUUAGCCCCCAUCGGCUAUUGGCGAGGAAAAACAUGGUCUCCACCAAGAUCCAGGACACCAAAGGGUGCCGCGCUUGCUGCGUGGCGGAGGGUGCGAGCUCGGGGGGCCCGUUCCUGUGCGGGGCAUUGGAGACGUCUGUGGUCCUGCUUCAGUGGUACCAGCCCAUGAACAAGUUCCUGCUGGUCCGGCAGGUGCUGUUCCCGCUCCCGACGCCCCUUCCAGUGUUCGCGCUACUGACCGGGCCAGGCUCCGAGCUGCCCGCCGUCUGCAUCGGCGUGAGCCCGGGGCAGCCGGCGAAGUCGGUGCUCUUUCACACCGUGCGCUUCGGCGCGCUCUCCUGCUGGCUGGGCGAGAUGAGCACAGAACACAGGGGACCGGUACAGGUGACCCAGGUAGAGGAGGACAAGGUGAUGGUGUUGAUGGACGGGUCUCUGAAGUUGGUGACCCCGGAGGGAGCCCCAGUCCGGGGGCUUCGAACUCCAGAGAUCCCCAUGACUGAGGCUGUGGAAGCCGUGGCUAUGGUCGGGGGUCGCCUCCAGGCCUUUUGGAAGCAUGGAGUGCAGGUGUGGGCUCCAGGCUCAGACCAGCUGUUGCAGGAGCUGAGAGACCCCACUCUCACCUUCCGUCUGCUUGGCUCCCCCAGGCCUGUGGUGGUGGAGACACGCCCAGCAGAUGACCCCACUGCCCCCAGCAACCUCUACAUCCAGGAAUGAGUCCCUGGGGGGGUAUUGGGAACUACGCCCUGCGCCCCCAUCCCCAACGAACAUACUUAGUGGUUGUGACACCCACUUGUCUCCCAAUAAACAUGACUCCAGCCUCUAC
Molecule: messenger RNA, 2680 nt
Organism: Neogale vison (American mink)
Lineage: Eukaryota; Metazoa; Chordata; Mammalia; Carnivora; Mustelidae
Gene: MAP4K1
Product: mitogen-activated protein kinase kinase kinase kinase 1
Exons: 31
Coding region: 109-2571 (820 amino acids)
Biological process (GO): protein phosphorylation
Molecular function (GO): ATP binding; MAP kinase kinase kinase kinase activity
Source: RefSeq, a predicted model, not a curated record